AUGCAAUUCGGCUUAAGAAACCCAGAAUAUCCAGAUGAGAACAUAAUCUCUCGUGGAUGCAUCACUGUGCAAUUUAGCUUCUACAUGAGUGAACUUAGCUUAAUGGAGUAUGACAAUGCGAGGAGGGUGAGAACAGUGAGUGCAGGGGCAUUUACCCUAAAAACAAUCAAGCAGAUAAAUUGUCCCAUUCUUGCUAAAAUCUGCUGUGUUGAGAAGUUCAAGUGGCCUCUCACAAAUGAUAGUGUUGUCCUCAGAGUCACCACUCGCACUUUUAUCAUUGCCCUCCCUGGCCUCUUAUACGCCCUUCAGUUCCCCGGGAUUUGUAGUCGUGAACGCCUCAGAAUCCUUUCAAAUGAGUUUAGGGUAAAUGGUCACUUCCAGGAUCUUAGAGGAAUGAAGUUAGGUGGGAGCUCCAUGGAGUACAAUGAAUCGGGAAUGCUGAGUUCGUUGCGGCCUCAUUUUGAACCCAUAGCACAUGAAGCUCUAAUUGAGAUGGGGAACAUCCCAGGGAUUUCUCGUUUUUGCAUGCAAGAGCACAACUCGAGCUUCCUAAGGGCGUGUCGCAUGUCGGUGAUCACGAAGACGAUAAUGGAAAGCAUGCGCGUGAAGACGAUGACAAGUAGCCUUGUGGACAUCAAAGAAACAAACCCAUCCGAUGAGGAACAAACAGGUAGAGCCUAUGCUGUUGCGAGUACUUACACUCGCCUUGUUGAUGCUGCUGAGUACGCUUCGCUUGUUUCCUGUGGCCUUGGUGAGGAGCUGGAGAAUGUUGUGUCCCCUCUUCGCUUUGGUUCUGUUGAUCUUGGCUUCAAGGUUUGGAAUCUGAAUGAGAUCGGGCUUUUAACUUUUAUGUCUCGCUUUGAGGCAGAUGUUAAAGAGGAAGUGCAAAAUGUGACUGCCCUAGAAGAGUGGUGGAAUUCCUUGGAAGGAACUGCUGGAGUUUCUGAUAAAGACAAGGACCAGGGAUAA
Molecule: messenger RNA, 969 nt
Organism: Sphenostylis stenocarpa
Lineage: Eukaryota; Viridiplantae; Streptophyta; Magnoliopsida; Fabales; Fabaceae
Source: the annotation of a GenBank genome assembly